Messenger RNA from Solanum stenotomum, 2453 nucleotides. RefSeq names its product G-type lectin S-receptor-like serine/threonine-protein kinase At4g27290. Lineage: Eukaryota; Viridiplantae; Streptophyta; Magnoliopsida; Solanales; Solanaceae. The record is from RefSeq and is a predicted model, not a curated record. The transcript is spliced from 6 exons. Gene Ontology annotation, biological process: protein phosphorylation; recognition of pollen. Gene Ontology annotation, molecular function: ATP binding; protein serine/threonine kinase activity. The coding region runs from base 35 to 2449 and encodes 804 amino acids.
UAGGCACAAAAUUUUAAAGGCUUAAGAAUUACAAAUGGAAGCUAGUUUAUUCCUACUUUUUCUACUGUCUUUCUACUCUUUUAUACCCAAUAUUAUCUCUACUACAACAAAUGUAAUCACUACAAAUCACAACAUCACAGAUGGUGAAACUAUUGUUUCAUCUGGUGGAACCUUUGAGAUGGGAUUUUUCAGUCUCAGUGGUUCCUCAAAUCGAUAUAUCGGGAUAUGGUACAAGCAAAUUCUUCCUAUGCAAACAGUUGUAUGGGUUGCCAACAGAGAGAAACCACUCACCAAUACAUCUUCAGUUGUUUUGAAGGUCACCAAGCGGGGAAUACUCGCUCUUCUUAAUGACAAAAAUGAAAUGAUAUGGUCCACCAACACUUCACGAUCAGUCCAAAAUCCAGUUGCAGUACUUUUAGAUUCUGGUAAUCUUGUUGUAAAAGAUGCAAAUGAUGACAACACCGAUAAAUUCCUCUGGCAGAGCUUCAAUUUUCCAACCGAUACGUUCUUGCCUAAUAUGAAGCUUGGCAAGAAUUUUCACACUGGCCAAGAUGUUUACCUUUCAGCAUGGAAGAAUGAAAGUGAUCCAACUCCAGGGGAAAUCAGUCUUCACAUUGAUCCUACUGGAUAUCCACAGACUGUCGUCAAACGUGGCACAAGUGUAAUAGGUAGUUCAGGACCAUGGAAUGGUUUACGUUGGAGUGGUGAUCGCGUGCCACCACCAAACCAAAGCAGCAUUUAUAGAAUUCAGUAUGUUUUCAACAAGGAAGAGGUUUCCUAUAGUUAUUACUUCAUAGACAGUUUGAUGUUACCAAGGCUAGUCCUGACUAGCAGUGGUUAUAUACAAGGACUCAUGUGGGUGAAUCAGACCAAGACUUGGCUUCACCUCAGUUUACCUCCUAACACAUGUGAUACGUAUAGCGUAUGUGGCGCCUAUGGGAGCUGUGACAUAGAUCAUUCCCCUGUUUGUACUUGUUUAGAAAAGUUUGUCGCGAAAUAUCCACAACAAUGGGAAAAGGGAGAUUGGUCAAAAGGAUGUGUUCGGAGGAAACCUUUCGAUUGCAACAAGGAACAUGUGUUUCUAAAAUAUUCUGGAAUUAAGUUGCCAGAUACUAAGUACUCUCAGUACAAUACAACCAUGACCCUAGAUAACUGUAGGCAAGUGUGCUCGAGGAACUGCUCUUGCACAGCUUAUUCGAGUCUAGAUAUAAGGAAUGGAGGCAGAGGUUGCUUGUUUUGGUUUGGGGAGUUGAUUGACAUCAAAAAGAUAUCUGGAGGGCAGGACAUCUACAUCAGGAUGGCUUCUUCAGAACUAGUAUCUGAGGCAGGUUCUAAAAGAAAGACGGCAAAGAUACUCGCAGUGAGUUUCUCACUAUUGAUGGCAAUGGUUCUGCUAGGCCUUAUUCUUCUGCUGUACAAGUGGAAAAAGAACAAACUAAAACUCAAAGAAGAAUUUGAGCUUCCACUGUUCCAAUUGUCGACAAUAACAAGAGCCACAGAUAACUUUUCGGUGAACAACAAGAUUGGAGAGGGUGGAUUUGGACCAGUUUACAAGGGGGUCCUGGAAGAGGGACAAGAAGUGGCUGUGAAGAGACUGUCAAGGACUUCCAAGCAAGGACUUGAUGAAUUCAAGAACGAAGUUAUCUAUAUUUCCAAGCUUCAGCAUCGAAAUCUUGUGAGACUUCUUGGUUGCUGCAUUCAAGGGGAAGAAAAAAUGUUGAUCUAUGAAUACAUGUCUAACAAAAGCUUGGACUCAUACAUAUUUGAUCAAACAAAGAGCAAAUUACUUGAUUGGCCAAAGCGUUUCGACAUCAUAAAUGGAAUAGCACGUGGCUUACUGUAUCUCCAUCAAGAUUCUCGACUACGUAUUAUCCAUAGAGACCUUAAAGCAAGCAAUAUUUUGCUAGAUAUGGAAAUGAAUCCAAAGAUAUCAGACUUUGGGUUGGCUAGAAGUGUUGCAGGGAAUGAGAUGGGAGCAAACACAAGCCAUGUGGUUGGGACACACGGCUACAUGUCCCCAGAAUAUGCAGUAGAAGGGACCUUCUCCGUAAAAUCUGAUGUGUUUAGCUUUGGCGUCUUGGUUUUAGAGAUUGUGAGUUGCAAGAAAAAUAGAAGCUUUUUCGAUCAAAAUCAAAGCCUUAACCUUCUCGGAUAUGCAUGGAAGCUUUACAAGGAAGAUAGGUCCUUGGAACUAAUUGAUGAACAACUAGCUGGUUCUUGCUAUAUUUCUCAAGUUUUAAGGUCAAUCCAAGUCGGUCUAUUAUGUGUGCAACAAUGUCCAGAAGAUAGACCAGACAUGUCUUCUGUCAUUAUGAUGUUGGGUAACAGUCAUGGAAGUCGACUGCCAGAAGCUAAAGAACCAGGAUUUUUCCCAGAAAGAGAGGUACUUGAUGCAGACAAAUCAGGAUCACAGAAUGAACUCACAAUCACAUCUAUAUAUCCUCGGUAGAGUG